Molecule: messenger RNA, 674 nt
Organism: Catharus ustulatus (Swainson's thrush)
Lineage: Eukaryota; Metazoa; Chordata; Aves; Passeriformes; Turdidae
Exons: 3
Coding region: 42-674 (210 amino acids)
Source: RefSeq, a predicted model, not a curated record
GGUGUCUGUAAGUCACCAGCAAUGUCACUGAUGCUUCAUCUAUGCCCAAGCAAAACAUACCAGAACUGAAAUCUGAAUGCACCUUGGUCCUAUCGAAGUCAGUGCUCACUGCAGUGCCUGAUGCUGUCCCCACUGCUGAUCACGGGACAGCGGUCCCUGACCGGCGUGCUGGGGUGGGGGACACCCCUGUCUCCCCUGCACCGGCGGUACUGCCCUCCGACCACAACACAUUUUCCUGGCAAAGCCUAUCGGAGCCAAGAGAACGAAGGGGCGCCUGGUUCACUCCGGGGGGCUGGAAAUCUGCUUCUUGGACACCGGUUUCCAGAGACGCAGUGUCAUCAUCCCCUUUUCCCCAGGGCGGAGGAGGCAGAGGGAGCGGCGGUGGCUGCCGUCGGGGCACCCGGAGAAGCAGUGCUCCGGCGUGCUGUCCGGCCGAGCGCAGGCUGCCGGUGUCUGUGCCCCGGGGAGCGCCGUGCUCGCCACACGGGAGCCGCUCCAGCACCUCGGAGAGCUCCCGGGGCCGGGCCGCGCCUGCCGGCGCCGCCUCCCCCGUCCCGGAGGGGCCGCAAUUGCAGCGGCAGGCACUGCUCCUGGCAGCUGGCUCUCCGGGCGUUGCUUCAAAUCGAGCUCCUUCGUUUUGUUUCGGAACUGGCAUGGGUUUAAGCUCGCAUUAG